AUGAAAUUCACAGGAGAGAAACUGAAAAAGGUCAAAGGAGUGUUUACAGCCCUUUCAUCUGUGAUAGAUGAAACCCUGCACAUAGGACCCUUGGCAGUAAUGGAUACGGAUGUGGAGAUAAUAACAAAGUGGGACUUUGGAUCAUCAGAGCUGUAG
This is a messenger RNA of Nematocida ausubeli, 156 nucleotides long. RefSeq lists its product as uncharacterized. The record is from RefSeq and is a predicted model, not a curated record. Lineage: Eukaryota; Fungi; Microsporidia. The transcript has a single exon. Bases 1 to 156 code for a protein of 51 amino acids.